GGUUAAUUAGUAUUUAUGAACAUUAGCGAAGUAUUAAGUGCCGAGGUUAGCCCAGCUUUCGAACAAAAACAAGAAAAAGGAUUCUUUAAAGGAAUCAUACUAGCAGUGAUUGCAGUCGUAUGCUCAUCAUGCAUCAUGCCAUUUGUGAACUUAUAUGAAGAUGUACCUUUAGCCAUGAUUGGAGUAUGGAGGUAUCAGCUAAACUUUCUGUAUUGCAUUCCAAUCACUUUGUAUCUGUGGAAGAAGAAUAAGAAAUCUUUGGAUUAUAAUGAAAUAUUCACUUGGACAACACUUUCAGAAAUACUAAUAGCAGCAUCGCUCACUUGUAUUGGCUCGACUAUCUCUUUUGUUGGCUCUAAAGAAACUCUUGUAAGCCAUGUGACUGUACUAUGCAACUCUGGAGGAGUGCUUCUAAUCAUAGCUAACAUUAUCAUGAUGAUUGCAGUCAAUAGAUUUGAGAUCAUUGGAACUUGAGGUGUUGUAGUAGGAAUCAUCAUGUUGAUCAGUGACAACAGCUCAAAGAAAUUAGGAGGAGAGACUAAUAUCCUAUACGGAGACUUCCUUUGUAUAAUAUCCAUGCCAAUGUUCACUUUGGCCUUUAUCUUCAACUCAAGAGCAAUCAGAAAGCUUCCAUCUUUGAUAGUAUUCCACUGCUUCUGUUUGAUUCAACUAUGCUACUUUGGAGUAUAUUGACUAACUACAUACAACGUCUCCACUUCAGAGCUGUUUAGCAGAGACCCACAGACCGGCUUUUUCGGAUGGACCCAGCCCCAAUGGCUGCCCCUUUCAACUUUGGUCAUUACACCAAUCUGUGGAAUUAUUGGAGUAGGAAGCUACAUUUUCAUGCUUGAUUAUUUCCCAGUACACAUUGUAGCAGGAAUGUUUCUAAUGAAGCCCUUCACAGCACAGAUUCUUGGAUGUAUACUUGGUCAGGAUGGCCUCCCAAGCCUCGGAACCUAUGUAGGUACGACUAUCAUAUCAAUCGGGCUUGGCCUCACCAUUUUUGGUAGCUUAAAGACUCAAGAAGAAGAGAUAAAAAAAUUAGAAGAUUACGAAUCUCUCGAAAUGUCUUUAAUAGAGUGUUAACUCUUUUGGUGAAUUAUAAAUUGUAAAUAUCCGAUUAUAUUUAAUAAACUCAAU
Molecule: messenger RNA, 1140 nt
Organism: Moneuplotes crassus
Lineage: Eukaryota; Ciliophora; Spirotrichea; Euplotida; Euplotidae
Source: the annotation of a GenBank genome assembly